Molecule: messenger RNA, 474 nt
Organism: Funneliformis caledonium
Lineage: Eukaryota; Fungi; Glomeromycota; Glomeromycetes; Glomerales; Glomeraceae
Source: the annotation of a GenBank genome assembly
AUGUCAGAAACACCACUAGAGAGUGAAGAAGAUUUCGUUCAGAGCAUCGUUGAUAAGUUCUGCGAAAAUCAAAGUAAAGUUAUUGAAGUUACGACAGGAUUUCGACCUAGCGAACCAGCACAUACUUCCACAGGACGCGAAUGGAAUCUGUUGGAAAAAAUGGAACCCUGGAGUCACGUUAUCCCUGUGGAGUCAAGACCUUCCAAUGAGGACACGUACAAUUUCAACAGCAAUGCAACAAACAAUGUUGCCAUGUCAGAAUUGUCAAAUGAUGAUGGAACACAACACGAGAAAGAUCUGCUCGCUCUUCUUAAAAUGCUGAAAGAUAAAUAUCCGUUUCAAUAUGAGACGAACAAAAAUAUUCUGUAUGAUUUUGAAAUUAAGAAAUUUGCCAAACUUUAUUGUAUUACCAAUUUUUGCCCUGUGCUUUCAUGUUAUGAUUCAAUUUUCUGGUUAAAAGACCCUGGCAAAUGA